UUUUGCAGGAUUGCAAUAUCUUUGUCACUCUUCCAAAAAUUGUAUAAGCACGUGCUUAAUUCCGAGCUUGUAGCUAGCUAGGUUCGUUAAAUAAUAAUGCAAAAUGCAAAUAUGUUUAACGUGGUUGUGAAGUAGGGGUGCUUACGUGAGACGUGUUUACGUAGACGAUCUGUGUGAUUAGGAAUCUGUAAACAAUAUUGCAGAUGGAGAAGGUGUCGUGAUGUUGGGGUUCUUACGUGAGACGUGUUUACGUAGAAGAUCUGUGUCAUUAGGAAUCUGUUAACAGUGUUAAUGCAGAUGGAGAACGUGUUGUGAAUCGUGAUGUUGAUGUUGGGAUCGGGUCUGUUAUUCUGUGUUAAUCCGUAUCGAUGUUUCUCGUGUUUUCAAAAGUGACAAGAAGGUUGUUUUAUACGGGUUGCGCUAGCUCCUACCAUGGCUAAAGGGAUAGAUCUGUUCUCUCAGCAGCUUGUCGAACGGGUAACCCUGGUAAAGGAAACUCAGGAGUCUCAGCAGAAACUUCUUGAUGAGCUUGUGCAACAGAUGAGUAACCUGACUUCCAGCUUCGACUCUUUCACCCGAAUGCAGUCCAAGACUCAAGAUAUGAUCUACUCUUCCGAAGGUUCGGUUUUUGAAGGCAAAUUAGGAUCAUGCAUUCAGAGGAAAACUGAUCAUCCUUGGUUUGAUUUUCCUAAGUUCAACGAGAAGGAUCUUCCAGGAUGGAUAUACAGGGUCAAGAACUACUUCGUUUAUCACGAAAUUCCACCCCAAGACUGGAUUUUGAUCGUGUCAUUUCAUUUGGAAGGCCAGGCUCAGGCUUGGUACAGAUGCAUGGAGACCAGCUCGUGGGAGAUAAUGGACAUGAGUUGGGAGGACUUUGUUCGAGAAUUUGAAGCCAGGUUUGGGGCAAUAUUAGACGAUCCUUUUGCAUCUCUCACCAAACUUAGACAAGUUUCUUCAGUGGAAGAGUAUCUGCAACAGUUCGAGGUGCUUGCUUGCAGAAUCAAGGGAAUAUUGCCUCUAUCCUUCAUUAUCAGUUGUUUUAUAAGUGGGCUUAGAGAAGAUAUUCGGCUUUCUGUAAAGAUGUUCGAACCCACUAGCUUGUCUGAUGCCUUUUGUUUGGCAAGAACCCGAGAGGAAGUAGUGGUUGCCAAUCGACUCAGGGCUCCUGUGGGCUAAAAAUCAAUCAUGAUUUUGAAUUAGGGCUUUUCAUUUGACCCAAAACAAUAGAGAGGCUUUGGGGUCGAAAUUGUUUUCCAAAAAUCCAACAACAGUGGGAAAGAGGUAAAUGGAGGUUUCCGGCAACCAGUCUAGACUAACAAAAUGCAGUACACAUCACGUCACUGUCACUAUGAUUUCUAGUCGCAACUUUACAAUCUAUUUUUAGAUUGUAUCAAAACCGCUUCAAUUAACUUCCUUUAUGAGAAAUGGGUAGGGUUCAAGGCAUUGAUCCCACAUC
Messenger RNA from Carya illinoinensis, 1456 nucleotides. RefSeq lists its product as uncharacterized. Bases 433 to 1176 code for a protein of 247 amino acids. The record is from RefSeq and is a predicted model, not a curated record. The transcript is spliced from 2 exons. Lineage: Eukaryota; Viridiplantae; Streptophyta; Magnoliopsida; Fagales; Juglandaceae.